Microstroma glucosiphilum is the source of this 2346-nucleotide messenger RNA. RefSeq lists its product as hypothetical. NCBI's taxonomy places the organism in Eukaryota, Fungi, Basidiomycota, Exobasidiomycetes, Microstromatales, Microstromataceae. Bases 1 to 2346 code for a protein of 781 amino acids. The record is from RefSeq and is a predicted model, not a curated record. The transcript has 2 exons.
AUGUCGUUACCUUCAGCAAAGAGGAAGGUCAUGGGCCGCAUAGACCUCUCCCAUGACCAUCAACAGCAACAGAGCUCGCCAUCCUCAGUCUCACAGACUGCUCGCGUUUCGACCGGUAGCAGGACAUCCACGCCCGUACGGCGUCUUGGCGGCCAUGCUGCGACACCAGGCUCAUCCGGUAGAGCCAAGGUGGACAUGGCUACGCUAGCAGGAGGGGGAGGGGGAGCAGAAUCGACUUCGCAUGACAGUAGAUACGAGGCCACACCCCCCGUCAUGAAGAGGGCGGCUACGAGCACAGGAGGCAUCAGCAGCACGACCGCCUCGCCAUCGCCUUUCCUACGCAAGUCAAUCGCCUCUCCAGCCGUAGCCACCUCCUCGGCCCCCGUCACACCUCGUAUCGCGGGAGGUAGUUCCGCAUCAGCCAUCGGCGGUCGACGCAGUCCGGAAGCCCGCUCUUCGCCCUUUGACCGUGGGGAGGUGCCGCCCAAUGUCACUGUCAGGAGCGGAUCAGUGCGCAGAGUCAGAGAUCAUGGCAUUGAGUCCUCAGGGAGCCCAAACCCGUUCCCUUCUUCGGCAACAACCUCAAAUCUAGCUUCUUUGGCGAAUGGGUCGUAUGGUAGCAACAGCCCUCGCGUCCUCGGCUCGCCUCCGAUCAAUGGUCGUUCCUCUCCAGUACGAGGUCAUACACGUGCAAAGACGAGCCAGAGCGUACCUACCGCUGCCUCCUUGAACGCCACACCCACAAUGGCAAGAGUCAACAUUGGCGGACCAGGAGGAAGUAGCAUAAUCGGCAGUCCCUUCACUUCCUUUGGCUCGCAUGCGGCUAUCAACACGCUCGCCACUGGCGCGAGUCCGUCAAGGUCCCCCUCUCCCAGCUCGUCUGCCUUGAGCAGAGCGUCGGGCAGCGGCAGCUACUUUCCUCCUACGAGGGAUCGAAGCCGAACCGAGUGGGGCAGUACACCAGAUAGACCCCUGCUCUCACCCUCUGAUCCGCCACAGAGACGCGCCAUGCGAAGCAGUGCCGGGACAGCAGAGGCUGCGAGUACUCCGGGAUUGUCCUCUCGUCGCUCAUCCUCCUCCAUGAACAGUGGCGUCUCGGGUCCAGCCUCACCGAACCUGCAGACUCCCCAACAGCAUGUGGGGAGCCAGGCGGUAAACAGGACAGGCUCUACCAGACCCACGCUGGCUACACCUGUCGCAAUGAAUCCAAGCUCGUCGCGAGACUCAGCACACACGCCAACAACACCGAUAUCAGGCUCCUACGUUGCUAGGCCGCGGCUUCUUCCGGGAACCCCUUCCACAAAAGGCCAACAGUCUGCACCUCCGACCGUAGAGAGCUUCAGCUUUCCCCGGCGCGCAAGUCAAACAUCUGCCUCAGGCCUCGCAUCUUCCGCCUUCCUAUCGCCGACCAGUGAACAUCCCUCCUCGUCAAAUGCCCUUACCCUCGAAUACGCCCAAUUACGCGUAGAGCGCAAGAUCGCCGACUUGGAGAUUACAAACAAGUCCCUCAUGGCCAUCAAUUCGGGACUCGAAGUGACCAAGCAUCGUCAAGGGCGAGAGUUGCGUGACCUCAAGAGGAGGAUCAGAGAGGGAAGAGGCAUGACACUUGGGCCGGGAGAGAUUGCUGCAGGCGCCGCAGCCGCACUCAGUCCUGGUAGCCGGUACAGGGUCCCGGAUGAUGAGGAUGACGAUUACUUCGGAGAGGAAGACGACGAGGAAGAUGAGCAAGCCAAGGAAGAUCCGGAAUUGGAGGCUGCUCACAUCCGCUGCAGAGAUCUCAUCGACGCUAUGCUCAACACGGCUCGAGAGGCGAUCCUGUCGCGGUACAUCCCCGAGGAGAAGAAGAGCAAGGUCCUCACGGCAGGAGAGGUGCAAGAGCGCGACCUGAAUCUUGGCGAAUCAACGGACGACGUCGGACCUCAUGGCGGAGGUGCAGAGACAGUAGAUACCAGCGCGAGCUGGCAAGCAGACACCUCUCUUGCCUCCUCCGUAGCAGACUUGACCGACAGCGCAGCUACCGAGGAGGAGGUGCAGGACGGAGCUACCGUCGUCGUACCCGAAGCAGAGCUGCUGAGAGCUUCUCCACAAGAAGCUCAAUCGACUCAUGGAGCGGAAGCGGACGUUGAAGGGGACGUCUCCGUUGACACUUCGAUUGCUACCUCGACGACUGGAUCGACGGCUUCCGCAGAUGAUAGCACUGCUUCAGGGGAGGGGCACGACGACGACGACGAAGACGAUGAGGAAGAUGAAGACGAGGAAGAUGAAAGUCUCGAAGCGGAAACCUCGCACACUCCCUCUGCGCCCUGGGUUGGCAAUACUGGGGCCGCAGACGUCUCCAUCGACUAG